Messenger RNA from Dictyostelium purpureum, 2654 nucleotides. RefSeq lists its product as uncharacterized. NCBI's taxonomy places the organism in Eukaryota, Evosea, Eumycetozoa, Dictyosteliales, Dictyosteliaceae. Gene Ontology annotation, biological process: cell motility; actin filament organization. The transcript is spliced from 2 exons. The record is from RefSeq and is a predicted model, not a curated record. Gene Ontology annotation, cellular component: plasma membrane. The coding region runs from base 1 to 2601 and encodes 866 amino acids.
AUGAAGAUUAAAGUUACUUUUCAAGAAAGAACUGCAGAGUAUUCAUCUGAUGCAGAUAUAACUAAUUUAGCUCAAAUUACCCAAAAGUUAUGUUCAUUGUUUUUAAUUUCAAACUUUUAUGCUUAUUCGUUGUUUUUAUCUAGUGGUCAAAUUAUUGAUAAUUUAAAUUUAAUUGAGGAUGGAUCAGAAAUUAUAAUAAAGCAUUUAACUAAAUUAGGACCAACACCAUCGUUUGGAGGAAGCACAGGAAUGCCACAACCCACUCAGCCAAUAGGAAUAAAUAGUAAUAAUAAUAUUAAUAGUAACAAUACAUUAUCAUCAUCACCAUCGACAAAUGUAGCUGCAAAUUCAAUAAAUAAUACUAUUACAGUCGCACAAAAUAUAUCAAUCGAUACAUUAUUAAAUAAUUUAAAAGAUAAUGUAUUAAAAAAGAAAGCAUUUUUUGAUUUAAAAGAUUUAAAAGAAGAAAUUUUAAUUAGAAAAUUUGUAGAAAAGAAUGGAAUUGAUUCUAUCAUAUCACAGAUAAAAGAUCUAACUGGCAACACUCUCAGUUAUGCAUUAUCAGCACUUCAAACUAUUGUUUCAUACGAAUUUGGUUUAACCUCAAUUCAAUUAAGCAACUCUAUAGAGUUAACUAAAGAAAUAUUACCAAUGAUAGAAAAUUCAAACCCAAGUAUCAGCAAAACAUCAUUAUCACUAUUAUGUUUAUUUUUAAGUAAAUCAAGUCACUCUGUUGAAAUAUAUAAACAAAUAUUCAAAAAUAAUAAUAAUGGUAAUAAUAACAACAACAAUGAUAAAUUAUAUAAUAAAAUAUUAGUACAAUUAUUGGGUUCAAGUUCAACUGUCGAUAUACAAUUAAAUUCUCUUACAUUAAUAAAUAAUAUUAUCAAUAAAACUUUACAAGUUGAUGGUGAAUUAGAAUUUAAUAAACUUUUAAGCGAAUUGGAUUCUUAUGAAAUUAACCCAAAGUUAAAGAAGUUGGUUGAAGGAAUCAUCGCGCCAGAGUUAAAGAGACAACUUUAUAUUUAUCAAAGACAUCGUUUCCAAGUGAUUACCAAUAGAAAGAAUGUGGUAUUUAACAAAGAGUCACCAGAACAUGAUGCUUUAUUAAUGAAGCUUUGGAAUUUAACUUUUCCAAGUGUAAAGCUCGAAUCACGUGUUUCUGAGCAAUGGAAGCAAAUGGGUUUUCAAGGAACUGAUCCAUGUACUGAUUUCCGUGGUAUGGGUAUUUUUGGUUUAGAUAAUUUAGUUUAUUUUGCAGAGCACUAUGGUGAUAAAUUUAGAAAGAUUGUUAAUAGUCAAGUUGACCGUAAAGACAGAGAAUAUCCAACAGCAACAGCAGGUAUUGUAAUCACAUUCGAACUUUACAAUACCAUUUUUAAAAUGGGUGAUAAGGUUAACCCAAAUUUACCAAUAGAUGAAAUACCAUUAUUUCCAUUGUUUUUCUCACAUCCAAAUGCUUUUGAAGAGGUCUAUUGUACAACAUUUCAAAUUUUAGAUAGUACCUGGGAUGAUAUGAAUGGUACCUACAUGUAUUUUCAAAAGAUUAUUUCUUCAGUUAAAAAUUUAAUCAUAUCGGCAUUAGAGAGUAAACCAACUACAUUAGAGGCAUUCGAGUGGAAGUGUCCAAAGAAUAAUUUAAAACAAAAUGGUUUAGUUUUUAAUGACCAACAACAAUCAAAUAAACCUCAUCAAACCGAUGAUAUUAAGGGACUUUGUCAACAGGUUAACAAAGAGGUUUUGGAAUUUAUAAAAAAUCAAAAGACUCAGUAUUUGUCAGAGGGAUUCCAAUUUAAAUUACACAAACCAAUUAAAUCAAAAUCCUCAAUUGUUUUAAAUUAUAUAAAUAUUAAAUUGGACACUAAUAACAGUAAUCUUUCAGGGUCAAGUAAUGAAAUAUAUAUUCAAUAUUGUCUCUUGCCAUCAUUAGAUGUUUCGCCAGUAGACAGUAAAUCAUUUUUAGCAUCAACCAAUUAUAACACAAUAAAAGUAUUGGAUUUAAAUUUCAUUUCAGAGUCAACUUCAAAUUCAAAGAAAAAAGAUAAAUCGACAAAUGCAAAUUUUCACUUUACCAUCUCGAUUAAAGAUGAACAAUUCCAACAAAUUUUACAACAACCUAUUAAUGGUGGUAACAAUUUCAAUGAUUUAAAUAUUAUUAAUAAAGACAAUAGCAAUAGUAAUAAUAAUAGUAAUAGUUCAACACCCAAUACAACAUCAACACCAACAUCAUUAACAACCUCCCCAAUAAUGAUACCACAAAGCUCAAAUAGUAUUUCAAAUCAGCCACCACUAUCACCAUCAUUAUUAAGUAUGAGUGGUGGUAUGUUGCCACCAUCAUCACCCACCUCAAAUAGCAGUCAUGCCUCAUCAAAUAUUUUUGAAUUGGUUUCUAACAACAGAGAGGAUCUUUGUAAUUUUUGGGAUUCUAUUAGAUUAUUAUCGGGUCAAGAUAUUAAAUCGCCAGAGGGUUCUGAAGAUUAUCAAUCUCUUUUAAAUUUAAAUACAUCAUUAAAAUUAUUAGAUUUAGAAGGUAUUGAUAUUCCACUACAAACUCCACCAAUACCACUUUUACCAGAAAACUAUGAAUUUAGAAAUAUUUAAAAAGAAAUUAAUAAACAAAUAACGAAAAAAAGAUAAAAUAAAAUUAAAAAACU